Molecule: messenger RNA, 1164 nt
Organism: Megalobrama amblycephala (Wuchang bream)
Lineage: Eukaryota; Metazoa; Chordata; Actinopteri; Cypriniformes; Xenocyprididae
Exons: 7
Coding region: 99-1079 (326 amino acids)
Source: RefSeq, a predicted model, not a curated record
ACAUAGUUUGUCUCAAUACACUUAUCAACCUUUAUAGUCAAGGAUUUUUCAAUAAAUUAAAUUUUUGGUAUUUGUUUGGGUAUCAUAACAAACUCACCAUGCUUUGGCCAAAGGACAUCUUGCUUUUCACAAUGGUUGUGAUGACACUGAUUUCAUCUUUAAAGGCUGGUCCUGGGGCUUUUUCUGAAACUGGUGCUGAUUAUGGAGCGGUCUCUGAAAACACAAUCCGUUUUGGCAAACUUUUAAUAGGUGCUGAAGAGCGGUUCCACCUUGCUGAAGCUAAGCUGCAUCGUUUGGGUCCUUCUGUGCAAUGUGGAAGUGAUUCAAUGACCUUGCGCAUUCCAGGGGCAAUAAGAACUCCACACUUUCUGGUUGAUCGAGGAGAUCAGUCAAUAGUGCCUCUGUCUGAGAUGCCAGCCAGCUGUGGUUUCUCUCUGAAGCGGGCACGCAGAGAUGUUUCUCUUGUUGCUCCAUACCAGGGCUGUCAUGUCCGACUACAGGACGGAAGUUAUGUUCUGCCACUGCUUGUAUUGGGGGCUCCGGUGCAAAUGUCUUGCCCUGCAAGUAAUUUCAUCCCUACAGUGUCCUGCUUUCCCUCUUUCAUGUCGAUCUCACUUGGUGUCGGAGUAGAUGAUGAUAAAGUUAAAGUUAAAGUUGAUGGAUCAUGGCAGCCUUUGCGUUUAACACCUCCCAAAUGCUCAUUCACACUGGAGACUGUUGAUGGUUCACUGGUUAUCACGGCACCAUUUGGAAGCUGUUUGGAAGUGAAGGAUGCUGAAAUGCAGCUCCCUCUGAUGUACGGUGACCGGGAAGUGACUCUUUCUUGUCCUGUGACUCCAAUGCCGGCCCCGUUUAGAAAACCCUGUGGUUCCGCAGCAAAACGGCCCAGGUACCAGAUGUUUCCUCCCUAUAUAUACCACUCCAAGAGCCCAGCUGAAGCAACAACGACACCUUCCACAACCACCGCUGCUCAGUUUGAGCAGUUUGCAGGUUAUCCUCCAAUGUACCCAAGGUUCUAUGGGCGUCAAUCCUUCAAGCCUUUUGUUCCUGCUGGUAAAAUAUAUCGCUUCAUGCCCUAGCAUCCUCAAGAUCCAGGAUUUUCUAGAUCUAAUUUUAUCAAAUAUUUACUGUAACAAGCAGGAAUAAAUGAGUGGUUGGAUCAUG